AAUGGAGUCAGAAAAAACGAAACAUGUUAUUAAAAUAGACGAAUUUCUAGGCGUGGAUAGGACAUCUCUUCCCCCAUGCUGUGUAUGUGGCAGUUCUUCAUCUGGAUCUCAUUACGGCGCAUUCACUUGCGAGGCUUGUAAAGUAUUCUUUAGAAGAAGUUCAAAAAAACAUCAACAUUACAAACGUAAUGGAAGAAUUCAUGUUGGUAUGUCUGUUAAUAAUAAAAAACAAGGACGUUAUUCACAAGAGAAAAAAUUGGUGAAUUAUCAAAGAGCAACCGAAAUUUCCAAGAAGAGAAUGAUGUAUGCUAUACCGUCUGUACCAAGUUUUACAGACGCUGAUGAAAUGCUUAUGAGAUGUUGUGAAGUACUUUGUGAUAUACGAAACAUUGACUGGGGAAAUGAUUUUCCAAAUUUAGAAGAUAUUUUGAAAACUGCAAAAGAAGGAAUUGACAGUCAGGAUUGGAAAAAUGAUAGAAAGAAGUUUACCAUAGCAGAUGAAAAAGUUAUUGCAUUUAGUAUCAAAAGGUCUUUUAUUGAUAUAAUAUAUGUGACUGUUUUGGGAUUUAACAUUCAUACUUGGGAUGAGGAACAAUUAACUCUAAUGAUCCGUGAUCACCGCUUCUUCGUUACUAUAAAUUGUUUUUAUCAUAAAAAAGAUGCAGCCAUGAAGAGCAGAAUUUUUGAGCGAUAUCGUCAAUUACAUCCAACAUUUGAAGAAUUAACACUUAUUGUAAUGCUGUCCAUCCUACGACCAAAUCGACAAUACCCUCACUUUCAGUCACCUUAUAAUAAAAUGACUAUAGGCUUUACAAGAUACCUCCAGAGUGCUUACGGAAAUGAUUACGCAAUGAGGAUGAGAGAUAUUAUAAAUUUUCUAUCAUUUGUUACUAUGGAAACAAUUGAAGCUCAAAAAUGGAAACCAAAUAUUUUCCAAUAUUAUCGAAAUUUAUAUUCGAAUGAUGUAGUUAAGAAAUUUUUAUUUCAAGCAUCUUUUGAUCAACAGCAUGAACUUUUAGCCCCUGACCAAUCAUCGUUAUUGAGUCUUGCUUAG
This is a messenger RNA of Dimorphilus gyrociliatus, 1054 nucleotides long. NCBI's taxonomy places the organism in Eukaryota, Metazoa, Annelida, Polychaeta, Dinophilidae. The record is from the annotation of a GenBank genome assembly.